AAAAUACACGAAAAUUCCGAAAAUAAACUUUUUAAAAUGAGAAAUUAUUCGAAUUUGAUGAGUGUUUUGAUUCUUAUGAUAAUCUUAGCAAUGACCAGGGCAGCACCAAGUGCCGCCCAAUGCAAAAAAGAGAAGAGGCUCGCCAUCAACGCAUGCAUAAGUGUGCUGUAUGGGAGACCUCCAUCAUCAAGCUGUUGCAAACGAGCUCGAGUUAGCCAUGUUAAGUGCAUAUGUCCCGUGAUCACCCCAAAGUUGGCUGCUCUAAUCAAUGUCAAUCGUUUUGUUAAACUUAUUGAAGGUUGUGGACGCAGGGUCCCUCGUCAUUUCAAAUGUGGAAGUCUUACGAUCCCAUGAAAAGGUGAUAAAUUGUUAUCAAAAGAGAGUGUACUAAAUGAUUUAUAUAAAUAUAUGAUCUAUCAUCGACGACGAACGUAUGGAUCUUGAAAGAUGGAGAGAAGAGCUUAUGAUUUUGUUAAAUGUUUUAUUCAUAUAUGUCAGGAAAAAAUGUGUAACUUAAUUUAUUUAAUUUCGUUUCGUUUCAAAUUAUAAGAUGGUUAAUUGUUUUAGAAAGCCCCAGGUUAUUUGAUGCAAUAACCUACAUGUCUAAGUAAUAAUUUGGAUAAUAAAAAUAAUCAGAUAUUUAAAGUGAUUUUCA
Lactuca sativa (garden lettuce) is the source of this 655-nucleotide messenger RNA. The record is from RefSeq and is a predicted model, not a curated record. Lineage: Eukaryota; Viridiplantae; Streptophyta; Magnoliopsida; Asterales; Asteraceae.